ACUUCCUUUAUUUCGUGGACACCAAUAGAUUCCGACAAACUCGAAUGAUGAAACUUUUAAGAUCCAAAUUGAAUUUGUGAGGAAUUGGAAAUAGCAGCGGAUGUUCCUGGAGGUGAGAGGAACAGUCAUGUUAGAAUGAUUGUUCACUCUGUGUGGAGGUGUGAGGGGGAAAUGUUCACAAGUGAGAGGCCGCGCUGCUCAUUUUUCUCUUUCUGUGGUUUGUGAGCGCGCACCGCAGUUGAGAUGGGCGCGCGGGAGAUGAUGAUGAUGGUGAUGAUGAUGAGAGCGUGACCUCACCGCUUUCUGCACAGCUGCUGGUGAGUGGUGGUGGGGGGAGACCCAAAAGUCGGAACCAGCGAGAACCACAAACACGUUGAAGAAGACGCAAAAGAGAGACGAAGAGAGAGAAGCGCGCAGACGGGUGGAGGUGGUCGCGGUGCGUCUGUGGGCUUCUUCCCACCGGGUUCACCUCCAGAAUGUUCUGCGUCCCCGGGUGACUUCCACGAUUUCUGAGUGGGGGAGAAAAAGUCGCCGCGGCAUCUGCUCCGACACUCCAGCCCAGAUGCUUACCCUCUCCACCGACAUGGACGACUCUUCGUCGCUCUUGGAUCUGUUGGAGUGCUCGGUGUGCCUGGAGCGCCUGGACACCACGGCCAAGGUGCUGCCGUGCCAGCACACCUUCUGCCGCCGCUGCCUGGAGAACAUUGUCAGCUCCAGGAGCGAGCUACGCUGCCCCGAGUGCCGCAUCUUGGUGGACUGCGGUGUGGACGACCUGCCAGCCAACAUCCUCCUGGUUCGCCUGCUGGAUGGGAUCAAGCAGCGGCCGCAGCGAGGAGGAAGCGGAGGCGGAGGAGGUGCUGGGGCUGGUGGCACUGGCAGGCAGUCCCUACCCGGUGGUUCCCUGCAGGGGUACGCAGCGGGGAUAUCCGCGUCCCCUCCGGGCACUGCAGUCAGAGAGCUGCCGGUUGCCACCAGGAGCUCCCCCGUUAAGAAUAUUCCUGCACUACCUUGUGGUAAAGCGCUCUACUCCUACGAGGGCAAGGAACCAGGUGACCUUCAGUUUUCCAAGGGUGACAUAAUCAUCCUGCGCCGCAAGGUGGAUGACAACUGGUACCAUGGAGAGCUCAAUGGUUGCCAUGGUUUCUUGCCGGCCAGCUACAUCCAGCUGAUACGUCCUCUGAGUCAAACUCCACCACAAGGCAAAGCAUUGUACGACUUUGAGGUCAAAGACAAAGACCAGGACAAAGACUGUCUGGCCUUUAGCAAGGAUGAGGUGCUGACAGUAAUCAGGCGAGUAGACGAGAACUGGGCAGAGGGCAUGCUGGGAGACAAGAUUGGCAUCUUUCCCAUUCUGUAUGUUGAGUUAAAUGAAACGGCAAAGCAGUUGAUGGAGAUUGAUAAGCCUAUGCCAGCUAAUGCACCUGGUACAAGCUCUGAGCCAGCACUCCUGGGAUCCUGCAGUCUGGGAUCAUCCCCAGUCGCCUCCCCACCUAAUGGAAAUGGCUCUGGUCAUCGCAGAGGAGAAGGAAAGAAAAACGCCAAGAAGCGGCACUCGUUUUCUGCCCUGUCCGUCAGCCAGAGGACCACCCAGCUCAACAACAGACACAGCAUGGAAAUCUCACAUCCUGUCCUUAUCAGCUCCUCAGACCCCAGAGCUGCAGCACGCAUCCAGGAUGCACCUACCCCAGGCCCAUCUCUCUCCUCAGCAGGACUACCGCUCCCCCCCAAAGUAGCAUCUUUAACCUCUGAGCUGCUGGCCCACGCUAAGGUGCAGCUGCCUCUCAAUAUAUACCUGGCUCUUUAUGCCUAUAAGCCCCAAAAGGCCGAUGAGCUGGAGCUAAGAAAAGGAGAGAUGUACAGGGUGACAGAGAAGUGUCAGGACGGAUGGUUCAAAGGCACCUCACUGAGAACGGCUGCCUCUGGUGUCUUUCCAGGGAACUACGUGACCCCUGUGUCCAGAGCUCCAUUUGGACUUGGUGUUGCUCGUGGCUCAUGUUUGCCCAGUCCAGUCGGAGGAAGUGGGUGCAGUCCGGUUGCAAACAAAAGUUCCGACCCGUCGUCGCCAGGGUCUGUGGGUCCCUCCAUGUCCCGUCCCUCCCCUACACUUGUGACCUCAUCAAACUCAGUUCACAGCAGGGACCUCAGCCCCGCCUCCUCUCCACAAACUGCUGCCGCCCAGCUUAAGAACUGCCUGCGCUCCAACCAGCACCAAGCGCGUACCUCAAUGCAGCUAAUUCACAGUCCACCUGCUGGAAGCCCAGAGCGUCCCACUGUGGCAUUAUCUCCCUUGCGUCCCCAAAGCUCAUCUCCUUCCCGCUGCUCCGGCCAGUCAGGCCGUCCUCUUUCUAUGGUUUCUCCGGGCUCCAGCUUAGGGCCUUCUCCUCUAUCCUCCCCCGCUUCACGACCCAUCCUCUCGCUGUCCUCACCUCUUUCCUGCCUCACGCCUCCAAACAUGUCGCCUGUGCUGCUCAAUGGGGAUCCAGCCAGUCCACAAACACCAUCUCCAGGCCCUUCACACACUCCAACCUCUGGGAGUCUGGCCCCCAAAGCAGAGAAGAAGGAGAGAAAAGCAGCGGGCUUGUUAAAGCUCUUGUCAGGUGCAGCCGCCAAGAAGAAACCUCGCUCGCCCACAUCUUCUCCACCCACCCAUGACCCCUCACUGGUCGGCCAAGGCGCUGUGGCCACUGACCCCACUCAGAACUCGCACCACCAUCACCACCAUGCCCGCUCAGGUUCCUGUCCACUGUCAUCGCAGGGGAGAGCCGGCUCCUGUCCAAUCGAGAGUGAGAUGGCAGGUGCAAUAGGGCUGGAGCCUCUGCACAGGAAGUCAGGUUCACUGGAUACUAACUUUCCCAUGUCACCCCCAGCAACACGAGCUGGCAGUGCUUUGAUGGUCUUCCGGCCCGAACCCAAACCCUUGUCAAGAGAGAGGUAUCGCGUGUUGGUUCCCUACCCUCCUCAGAGUGAGGCGGAGAUCGAGCUGCGAGAAGGGGAUGUUGUGUUUGUUCAUAAGAAGAGGGAGGACGGUUGGUACAAAGGCACCCUGCAGAGGACGGGACAGACCGGCCUGUUUCCAGGCAGCUUUGUUGAGAGCUUUUGAGCUUCAAAAAGACAAUACAUGACCCUGCAAACACAGCCAGCGCAAAUCAAAAUAAGCACAUAUGAUGCAAAUGUUAACAUUGAUUUCCCAUAUCUGAGUGUUCAUUAUUCGGGUUGAAAUCCAUUCAUAUUUACUUUAAACUAUGGAACUGUCCUUAAGAGGAAGUGGCUUAUCCACUGUGAUGUGUACAAAAACAGCCUUUUUUUUCCCAGAGACUUCUAUUGUUUAGCAGUGAAACUUAAUGUAAAAGAGUUGAAAAAUAUUCACUGAAGCCACAAUGCAUAACUUCUGGCAAAAGUCCUUAGAAGCUCAUAUUAGUCCAAAAAAACAACAAAAACAAAUAUCCUACACAGAACAGCUAUUUCUGGCUUUGACCAGCGACCCAGCCAGCAGGGAAUGGUUCACCCUCCGGUUUUGUUUAAGACCUGCAAUGUUGACUACUAAAGGCACAAGUUCAAAGAAGACAGAAAAUGUGCCCCUUUCUCCUUUUUUACCAGCACAAACUAGGACAAAAAGCAUUAGCUCUGCUUUUCCCAUGAGACCUCACAACUUGAAUCUGUGUGCUUAUUUGAAGUGAAAAGAGUCCAGAUAGGCAAUGAAGGAAGCCCACAAGCCAGCUCUCUGAGAUCAUUGCAAGCACAUCUCUGCAUCUAGUCUGUGACAACAAGCACAUCGUUUUAUUUUGUACUUGAUAUAUAUAACUGCAUGUAGCAUUUUUCAUUUUUUUCAUAUGUUGUAUUAGGUGGUUUGUGUUGUCCUGCUGUGAUGAUUUGUCUCAAGAGAUUUUAUUUAAAAUAAGUGGUGCAAACGUUUUGUCUGAAUUAGCUCAUUCAUUUUUAUAUUUAUAUAUUACAUAAGGGUCUAUGACAUAUUUUAGUUUUAUAAGGGUUUACCUACAAAGAAUCCUAAAUGAUCAGAAUAAACCAGCUUUUUGAAUGUAAAAAAACAAAAAACAAAGAAAAUGUUGCGCCAAACAAAAUAUGGAACUAUAUAGAAUUGAUUUUCGUUUCUGUGGUUCUUUAUUUUUUUUAGGAUUAAGAGUAAAACUAAUGCAGUUGGUCACAAAACGUUUUUACUGUAUCUACAAUGAUUUUAAUAUGUAUUUACUUGUCAAAGGGGAUUUUUAUUUUUUUCCUUUUUUGCCUAUAAGCACAAAUUGGUGGAAUUAGGACUUUUUUCACCUUUCAAAUUCAUUUUUUUCUUGGUUUUCUUGUUAAAAAAUCCUGUCAAAAAACAUCUACAAAGCGUGAUUGCCAGCCUUAACCUUUUUGGACUCAAAGCCUGGACUCAGUUAUUUUGAAAUUCUGCCACUAUAUAUUUUAUUUUCUCUGUAAUCAAAAAAAGCACAUCGGCUCUGUUCCUUUCGGACUGAAACAAAAGCAGAGACACAAAAAUGCAGUUUAUUUGUUUAUUUAUUGGUUUCUUCUUUCCGCACAAGAUCAGAAUGAAGCAAAAACAGCUACUGAUCAUGUCAGCUGAGAAGCAUUUUUUAAUUAUCAAACAACUAUUAUUAAACCGAGUGUCUGUAUUUGACAAAACACUAUGGAGUCUUUACUGCCAAACGGAUUCAUGUCGCAGAAAAAAUCUUUACCUCAAGUUUUUUCUUUGUAAGAUUUAGGACUAAAUAAUAAAACCGCUUUUUUCUUAACAAACAUCUCUGAGACUUUAGAAAGCAUUUCAAUUAGAUGACAUGCAGAUUCAAAAGAAGAAAUUAUUCUGUUUCGUUUGUUAUUUUUUUUAAAAAGUGAGAGCAGUUCCAAGAAUAUAAAAAGUAGACAAAAAAACAUAUCUGGAUUUUCUCAAAGGACCGUGGAGUAGAAACCUGGUAUCGAUUAACAUUUGGUCAAUGUAGUAUUAGAUGAGACAAGAACACAUAUUAUAACUUGAAUUGUUUUUUUUUUCAUAUUAUGACAACUUUUAUGUGGUUUUUUUACCUUGAUUUUUUUUUUCUUUUGGUCUAAGUCUUCAAUCUCUGUUAUUCGUGUGAGCUAAAAUUGGGUGUUAUUAGAAUUAUUAAACUAAAACUCUCCUUAUUGGCCUUUAAAACCCUUCAGUGAAACCAGAGUGCCUACUGAUGUUAACACACACACACAAUUCCACAGUAUUUUAGGUAGACCGGUUCCCAAUUUCUGAUUGUUUACUUCUAUCAGUCCAGAAAGCCUAUCCAUUCAUUUUUAUACAGCUCAGUCAGGUUAAGACUGAUGAAAAAAACCAGCAGAUCCCAGAAAAGCUCUGCACAAAACCCAGAAUAGAGAUUUUUCUGCAUCUGUCCUAUUUGUGUCUGAGCUGGAGUUUGUAUUGUGUCCAAAGCACAAGUCCACAUGUGUGCUGAGAUCAGCAGAUCCCAGCUGUCUCUUCUUCACCGCCGGAUCUGAAGAGAACAAGUUUACAACAGUCCGAACAUCAGGAAUAAAACCACUGCAUAGUGGUCACUUUAAAUAAUAAAACAAAUGAAGAAAAAAAACUUGAAGAGUCUGUUUUUCAAAUAUUUUGUAUGUGUUUUAACUGAUGAUGUUAGCUUGCCAUAUGCCUCAGCUUCCUGGUUGUUCAGUCUUGCUUGAAAUCUUGAAGUGACACCUUUGAGAAAAUUUCUAAGCAGCAAAAAGUAGAAUUUGUUUCUAUUGAAAACAGCACACAUAAUGAUGAUGAUGCACAAAAUAAAGUACCCAUUCUCUAAGUCAGACUGUGUUGAGCAACAGCAAUCAUCACUUUUGUUCCAGUCUGAGCACAAACUAAACAAAAAAAGGUAGUUCUAGCCCAGGAACAUGUGCCAGCACCGUUUCUGUUCCAGGCUGUCUUUUAGGUCUGAUUGAUUUUCAAUUGUGGGGACGCAAACGAGUUAAGGCCACAAGGCAUCACAAACCCCGCUUCCAGGAAGCCUGAGCUCUGCCAUUUUGUCAUUCGUUUUUGCAUGUGUGUUGGGGGCGUUAGGGGGUGUGGCCUCUGUAUGCAGCUCCACACAGGAAACUAAGCAAGCUUGGUGCAGGAUGGACAUUCAUCAUGACUGAGCCAAGUAGAAUGUGGCACUGUUUAAGAAACUGGGGGUUAAAAGAAUCUAUAUACAUAUAUCUAUAUAUAUAUAUAAAUUCUAUAUUGUGCAGAAUAUUUAUUGGCCUUUUGUGCCAAAUAAAGUCAUGCUCUAAGCUGGCUACGUCCAGCACUCUCUACCAUGUGAUCAUUAUACAUAGUCUUGUACUGAUGACUCGUGGUUGAUAUGAUUGUUUUUUCAUGUCAAUGCAUUUUUCGCAAUAAAUGAAUUUGUUCUAUUAAAAGAAACUGAUUUUUUUUCUUGCCUUUUGUGGUUUUUUUGCACUCUAAUUUCGCUUUGUAAUGGCCAUAAAGUGGGAAAUGACUCAAUAAAAUACAACUUUACUCAAUCAGCUGCAAAAGCAAACACAUUUCCUGCAUAAGUCAAUUUGGAUUUGAUGGUUUCCCCCUGAAGAAUUUGUCCUGAAAAUCGCAUCCCUCUCUAAUUUGAAUUACCUUCAUCACAUUGUGUUCAAUAUGGGCUUAUAAGGCAUUACGACAGCAACUUGCUAUCAUUCUAUGUUCAUUAUUCAGGGAUGCCUGUUUUUCUUUCUGCUUCCUCUAUUUUCCAAUCACUGUUUUUUGUUGUUUUCUGGAGGAAAACCUUGGCGUGAAGCAGGUGGUCAUUUGCGAUUGUCCCCAGCACUCUUUUUAAAUGACUAUGUCUUUUCUGCAGGUGUCAAGUGAUGAACUGCAUUUGCAUUUAGAGUGACUACCUGAAGGUGUCAGAGGGGUGCAUGGAUGAAAAUGUGUGUACAUGUACAACAGCUUAUCUGUGCUUCAUGCUAAUUCAAAUAAACCUUAUUUUGACUUUAAGAUUUGCGUACUUACAGUUAGCGCCUAAAUUACCUAUGAACUGCAGUGCAGAGAUAGACUUUAUCUAUACAGAGAAAAUAUGGAUAAAAUCACUAAAAGCAUGUCAAAAAAAUGCCUCAACAUGUGUUACCGCAACCAAUUUUCUUUCUGCUGGUCUUGACUCCUUGAAAACAGCAAGGUGCUGCAGGCUCUGGCAGGAAAUUGAUCAGCAUUCCUCUGCUUUAUGCCAUGUCCUUCUUUGCAAGGGCAGUAAUGCUGGAGGGAGAAACACUCCAGAUCUUAUCAAGUAAUAGACAGUUAAUUCCCUUAUGAGAGCACAAAGUAAACAGGAAUAGUGAUGCUGCUAGAUUCCCAUCUCUUAACAUCUUAAAUUUGGCUUUAAUGUAAAAAAAUCUAAACUAAACCAUAUCCUUUUUUUCGUUUAGAACAAACAGGAACUAAUCAAAUAUGAAUUAAUAGAUUUGGAUCAAAGUAUAUGUGCUACGUGUUUCUUUCUCUAACAGUAGCAUUAAAAAAAAAUAUAUAUAAAUAAAAUAUAAAAACAAAUGUAAAAUUAUAGAAAGGUGGUGCAAUCUUUUUUGUAUGAACUACAGGUCUGUAAUCUCUGUCCAAAAUAACAGUGAAGCUUGUAGAAACAAAUGCACAGUGCGGCAAAGCAGACAAACACAAUGUGUCGUGUCAAAAAUACAAACCUUUAUUGGAAAAGAAGAUAAACUAGUUAAAAGUUCCCAAAUAAUACUAUUUCAUCCUUUAAAAUAGACGUAGAAAUGUGUCAGUCACAACACUUUUCCCUGUAGGAGGGACUUGUAUUUGGACAUAAGGCACUAAAUAAUUUUUUGUAUUAGAAGCUCUUUUUUUUUUUUUUUUUUUGCUUUAAAACCAUUUCCCAUAUAAAUAACCCAUUUUGGAAAAACUGAUUUUUCUUUACGCCUUGCAGCAUUUUACAGUACAGAGUCAAGUGAAUACAAAAAUGCAAUAAUGCAAACACAAACAAAGCUUCUCCCUUUUCUCAUCACAAACACCGGCAUUGUGACCCUAUUUUUUUUUUUUGCAUGCACAGUACCAUACAAUUCCGAAAGGUAUUUCUCCAUGUUCUGAAGGAUGUCAGCUCUCUUGAUACCAUUGAAGAAAGCAUGCUAAACAGUUAGUAGGUGGUCAUGCCAUGUUUGAUUGGUGUGUUUUCCCUUUGGAGAUACAAAGACUAGUGUUUCUGCUGCAGGAUUUAUUGUAAUGCCCUUUGAGCUAAAACAACUUUUGUAACAGAUCAUUUCAAUACAGAUAUUUCCAAAUACUUCUAAUAUAAAGUACAGCUACAAACCUAAAAUGCUUCUUUUUCAUUUAAUAGUUUUGCAUAUAAAAGGUGACAGUUUACCAAACUAAGGUUUUGUUUCACUUCUGUUCAACCUGAUUUAAAAUGUUUUGGUUCCGUUAAAUAUGUUUUGUUUUGUUUUUUUUAAAAACUGUAUCAAAAAUUUCUCUUUAAGGUGUGAGCGAAAGCUAGCUUAAGUGUCAGGAUAACCUUGACAGAGGAUUUUCAAUGGAAAACUGCCCACUCAGAAUUCAGACUUUGGGACUCCAGUCUAACAAGUCUUGAUAUGUAAACAGCUCCCAGUAUGUACGGCUGUGGCAGGUUUCCCUCAGUCUGGCUAAAACUAAAAUAAGAAAAAGUUUCGAUUAAAAAAA
Molecule: messenger RNA, 8626 nt
Organism: Oryzias latipes (Japanese medaka)
Lineage: Eukaryota; Metazoa; Chordata; Actinopteri; Beloniformes; Adrianichthyidae
Product: E3 ubiquitin-protein ligase SH3RF3
Biological process (GO): positive regulation of JNK cascade; positive regulation of proteasomal ubiquitin-dependent protein catabolic process; protein ubiquitination
Molecular function (GO): ubiquitin protein ligase activity; protein binding; metal ion binding
Source: RefSeq, a predicted model, not a curated record